Scleropages formosus (Asian bonytongue) is the source of this 996-nucleotide messenger RNA. Its product is annotated as probable gluconokinase. Gene Ontology annotation, cellular component: cytoplasm. The record is from RefSeq and is a predicted model, not a curated record. Lineage: Eukaryota; Metazoa; Chordata; Actinopteri; Osteoglossiformes; Osteoglossidae. Gene Ontology annotation, molecular function: gluconokinase activity. The transcript has 5 exons. Bases 72 to 608 code for a protein of 178 amino acids.
CGCCGAAGCGCCGUGUCAUUCGCCUGUCUCGAGCGCCGUAAGCGGUGCGGCCGCCGCUGCAGCUCGGCAGAAUGAUUCUUAUUAUCAUGGGAGUGAGCGGGAGCGGGAAGACCUGUGUGGGAACAUAUCUGUCAGAGAAGCUGGGAUGGACGUUGUACGAAGGAGAUGAUUACCACUCGAAGGAAAGCAUUGACAAAAUGGCCCGUGGAGAACCCCUCACUGACCAGGAUAGAAUACCAUGGUUGCUCCAACUGCAUGGCAUAAUUCAAAGAGAAAUUACCUCUAAGGCAAAUGCCAUCGUACUCUGCUCUGCCCUGAAGAGAGCUUAUCGACAGAUGCUUCUCUUCGGAAGGACGUGCCUGCCCAGCAGCGACUCACCCACUGCAGUGGAUGGCGUCUGGUUCGCCUUCCUCCACGGCCCCUUUAAGCUGAUCCAGGAGCGGCUUGAAGCUAGGGAGGGUCAUUACAUGUCUGCAGCCCUCCUCCAGUCCCAGUUCGAUACCCUCGAGCCUCCCGUGGACACAGAAAACGCAUUCAGCGUGGAUGUUCAGAGGAGUAUUCCAGAAGUGGCUUCUGAUAUCGAGAGUGCGCUUUCUGUACGUUUAUAACCAUGGAGACUUGCGGAACGAGCCCGUCUACUUUAAUUAUUUGUAAUUAAAGCGAGAAACUUUGAGAUGAUUGUAGAAAAGUUAAAAUAAAACCAAAGGUGCUAUCUAUAUUCUGCUGCAUUGUAAUUGAAUAUUUAGUAUUGAAGGCAUUCAUAGGUAAGAUGGCUUUUUGAAGCUGACAUCACUUGCAACACAUUUUUCUUUGGCUUCAUUUCCAGUUGUGGAUUCAAUCAUAGCCCAUCAGAUGGCAAAGUGUCUUGGACUGUGUUGUGGACCAUAUAUAUGUGAGCAGUGUGUGACCUGCCUCGGUGUAAAUGCUCUUGCCCACAACAGGCUGCUGCAAUUUCUUCUGCAUACUUUCAGUCCCCAUAAAAUCUGCCAUGAGUGC